CUCUCUCUGCCCCUCCCCAGUUCAUGCUCUGUCUCUCUCUGUUUCAAAAAUAAAUAAAACGUUAAAAAAAAAAUUGAAGCAAUUCUGAUAUUAAUAUGUACCAGUGGCCCAAGGUAAUGAUUUUCAAGAACAUUUGGGUUGGAAGAAUUAUAACUACUGAGACAUAGCAAACACAUUAAUGCUGAUUUUUAUUGCUUUUUAGUCUGAUUUGUUAUCUGUUCAGAAACUAUGCUUUGUUCAGCAUUUGGCUUUUAUAGAACUAGAAAAUGCAUUAUUUAAAAUUAGAGAAGUGAGGGGCGCCUGGGUGCUCAGUCAGUUAAGUGACCCAACUCUUGAUUUUGUCUCAGGUCAUGAUCUCAUGGUUCAGGAAUUGGAUUCCCACAUUGGGCUUUGCACUGACAGUGCGGAGCCUGCUUGGGAUUCUUCUGUCUCUCUGACCCUCUACCACUUGUUCUUUCACUCUCAAAAAAAAAAAAAAAAAAAAAAAAAUAGAGAAGUGAUUUAAAGGUGGUCUCAAAUAUAAUCCACGAAUCUUCAGAUGGAGAGAAUAUUCUCAAUAGUUUAAUCUUUUAAAUGAGAUUUAUUUUUCCACUUAUCUUUAUAUAUAGCUCUAUUUUAAUUAUGGGUAGACCUCAUUUUUAAAGAAAAUACAGUAUUUUAAAACUUUACAUUAGCUUUGCAUAUAGUGUAUAGCACAUUUGACUGUUUACUAUACACAUAGAAUGUAUUUAUUUGCAUGUGUGUGUAGGUGAUUGAAUGAGUGAAAAAUGCUUCAUAUAACUGCACAGUGUAGGGGAAAGUGGAAGCAUGGUGUGCCUUUUUAUUGUUCCUUCAGUUUCACUGAUUCUAAUUAUAGAAGCUUACAUCACCUUGGUGAUGAAGGCUUCCCUCUCCUUUGCUUUUUCUUCCUUGAUCACUCCCUAAGGAAGGAUCAUAUUUCAUAGUGCUUAUGUGUCCUGCUGGUAGCUUUAACAGAGUUUUCAGCAGCAUGGUGCUGACCAUUUAGUGGACAUAGAUGAUCGUGUGCUGAAGCACACUUUUCUUAUAAAAGAAUAGGAGGAGAGUGUUGAUACUCUGGCUUCCCUAUUUUCAGAAAGGCUGACGAAUAGAUAGAAUGCAAUUUGAAAUCAGGAAUUCCUGAGGGGCACCAGUAAUCAGAGUUAACUAUGUCUGGUAACUUAAUGAAGAUUCAUUUCAAAUGUUCAAGUUAAGCAAGGGAUGAGGAAGAGGUGGGAAAGCUUGCUGUGAUCUUUUAAAAGGGCUUGUAUGUUACCUCUGCCAUUACGGUAAACGGUCAUUCAUCUUCCAAAAGGAUUAAAGUGUUUUUACUAUAUAAAUCCAUACAUUUAGCAAUUUAUAUUUUGAAGACCAAAUACAUAAAACUGAAAUACAGAAAUGAGUGGCCUGUUUAUUUUAUUUUGUGAAACUCCAUAAUUUUUCUUUUGUUCGCAUGCUUUUGAGGUCGGUUUCUCUUAAGUUGUGAUUGCAAUAUUUCAAUGUGCAAAUGGGAAAUAAACGGUAUGACUUUGCCUGACAUUACUAUGACCAGGUUUUUCUUAUUGUUGUUUUUUUGUUUUUAUGUCUGGAACGUAUAUUCUCUGAUAACUUACCUUUAUCCCUAAUGACCUUUUUUCUCCUCCUUUUCAGUGUUGUUGCUUAUUAAGUACAAAGUAUACUUCUAGUUUAGCAUCUAUCAGAACUUCAUUUUUGGCUUUCUAUGCAAUAUGAGUUCAGAUGUUUUGGUUUGUAUUUUUGUUUAGAUAUAGUUUAUACAGUUAACAUACAUUUUAUAUCUUAGCUAUAUAGCAUCUAGAUUUUUAUAAAAAUAACUUUGUAAUGCUUUGAAGCUUUUAAAGCCAAUAUAGGUUGAUUGCUUUAUUUUAUGGUGGUGCAGAGGAUACUCCUGAAGCUAAAGAUUUCAUCUUAUGUGGCUUAGCAUUAUGGCGUUUGAUGUACAGGGGAAAUGUAUUCUUAAAUGGCUAUCCUGUGGUGAUGAUUCCUAGAUAAUGUGUAGAUCAGGGCAUUCUCCUUGCUGCAAUUACUUCAUUUGAAUUGGUAAGAUAAUGGAAUGAGAUCACAAUAAAAUUCUAAAAAUGAUGGAAGUGAAAAAAAUGUUCUAUCACCUGAUCAUAUUUUUAGUGAUUUGACAAAUUACUGACUAUUCUCUUCAAAAGAUGUUUAUUUCUUCCUUCAUUAAUUAAGAGGUCAUGUUGUUCUUUCUGAAGAAGUAAUGUGGUCUGGUGUACCAUCAGAGUGCUGGUGGAUUCAUAGCUGAAUAUAGGACUUGGCCUAUUUGUUUCUUUCAUGGUAUUGUUGCACAGGGAGAGUCUGCAUGCACGAUUCGCCAUAGGGUUCCCUAGAAGGGCACAUAGUAUGAGAUGAUGUGUAGAACAAGGAAAAGGGUGAUGUCAUCUUCACUUCCAGGCCACACUGAAGGAAAAGAGAAUUGUUGCUUUAUUGAAUUGGUGUUUACAAUAGUGGUUUCUAACAUAUGGCUUUUAGUGGAUUGCAUUUCACACACAGGGCAGCAGUUUCUUUAAGCAGCUAAGAGAUAGCUCUCCCUUGCUCAGCUUGAGGUCCUUCUUUGUGUGCUAUCAGCAUGAUUUAUUAUAAAAAGGGGGAAACUUGACCAUUAUGAUUUUAUUUUUGAUUUGGUAAUAAUUUAUCCUGUUGGUACUGUACAUGAAUGUAAUUAUUAUCUCCCACUGAAACUAAAAUACUCUUUUAAGUCAUGUUACAGAUGUUUAUGUACAAAGGCUUGUCUUUUAGAAAUUUAUCUUUAGGAAUUGUUGGGCUUCAUUUACAUACAGUGCCUGCUAUCAUUUUUCUGUUUUAAAAUAUGAGUGAUUAAAAUUAGAUUUUAGCUAAUUUAUUCUUGAAUGCUUAAUGUUAUGGUGAAAAUCCCAACUCAUUGUAGUUUAUUUAAAAUAAUUGAAAAAAAUACAUUGGUGUUUGAAAAUCAGCCUCUAUAUAUUUUCCAUGUUUUAUGUUUAGAAAGCUACUCAUGCUCAUUUGUACUUUUGAAAUUUAAUUUUACAUUUAAACGCAAAAUGUUUACAUCUAUUCCUUUGAAAUUUUUGCAGAAAACAUAAUUCUUAAGUUUUAUAGAAAUCUUGAUUCAUAAGUGAUCACAUAUUUUGAAAGCAUGAGUUGUCUUUGUUCAGAAUAAUAUUUAGCUUUACUAAAGUUAAUUGUAGUUUUGUAAGUAACAGCAUAAUUCAGAUUGGCAGCAUAGUAUUGUUGAGAAAGUGACUCAUACUUUGCCCAGAGGUAUUGAAGUCCUCUUUUUUGGGGUAUGGGGGGGUGUGUGCUAAUGACAAGAUGUUUCUUUGACAGUGGAGUCCUUUGUAGUAACACCUAUCUCUCAGGUUAUAAUUUCUUCUCUUACGUUGCAUACCCCUUGUCUUCAUAAUAGUGUUAGGUUAAUAAAGCAAAAUAAUUGUACUCCUCUGCUUUGUUCAUCAGUUGUAAGUGUCAGAAUUUUAUUGUCUGAAGGUGUACCAAGCAUUUUACCGUUGGAAACUGUGUCUUUUUUUCGCCAUUGGGAGGCAACAUUACCACCUUAAGUGCAAGCUCCUCAUAGGAGUAUCUGCAGUAGAUGCCUUGUGGCAGAACUGUGAAGAGUAAGGGUGGGUACUAGAGGAAUUGUGUUUUUAGAUUGGACAGGGUGUGGCAAAAAUUUUUUUUCUGUAAUUUUUAAAGCAAAAUGAGGUUAAUUUUUCGUCCAAGCUCAAUUUUUAAAGCAGUUAUAAUUUCAUUCUUCUCUUAUGCUUCUGAGUUUUACUGGCUUCCUGUGUCUUUCUAGGAAUUGAGCACUGGGCUGCAGGAAAGUACCAUAUUGCAUAGAUUAUUCUUCCUCAGAGGAGUUGGUACAUGCUGCAAGUCGGCUGUUGUGCCUGUGAUGUAAAAGCUUUCCUUUGCAAAAUGCAAUUCUAUUGUUUCCACUUAAAUGUACUAAUUACAGAAAACCUUAGUGCUAGUUUUGAUAUUUGAUGUUAAUUUAGAGUAUCUUGAAGGUUAUACGUUUUAGAACAGUUAAUUGAUAAAUGGGAAGUUUUGCAGGCAGAAAUCCCUGAAUGAGUAGUGUAACAAAUACAUGUGUGAUAUCUGAGAACUGAGCUGCCUUAUGUAUUUGUAAUGCAAGUAUCUUACCAGAGCUAAUUAUUUUCCCUUGGGAGGACAAUCCUGUGCUAAAUUUGAAUAAUAAUAUUAGGAAAUCUGCUUCCCAAAUAAAGCUAUGUAUCAAUGUACAGAAUUAAAAAUCAAGAUGGAUUUUUUAAAACUGAAAUAGAGAGGUGCUGCUUGCCAAUUUUUUUUUUUUCUUAUAGAAUGUAGCUUGCUGACGUGUCUCAUGGAAGGGUGUGUGUGUGUCUGUGUGUUCUCAGUAAAUUGCUUUUUGGGCUACAUCUGCAGAUACAGUAGCCAAUUGAUCUAAUGCAGUUUCUGAAGGCUUUCUAUACAGGUGAUGUCAUCCUUUUAGCUCUAUUCUCCUCCCACUCUCUUUCCUUCUUAUUAGAUAUUUCAUCUUACUGCAGAGCAUGGAAUCAAUAGGAGCUUCUCCUUAGGGAGCUGCUGUGAAACAGGCAAGGACAGUAGGAAUUAAAACACUAACAUAUAGUCUUGUUUUAGCAGAAGAUGUAGGGUUUUUGUAUCAUAUCCUAUAUAAAUUUUCAACCAGAAAAGCCAGAGUUAGAUCAACAUUACUGUCUUACUGAUGCAUUAGAACAAGAAGCAAUACUGCUGAGCUGUAAAUAGUGCAUGUGAAAAGAGAACAUUUUAAUUUUGGAGAUUUUCAGGCAUUCUCCAGGACAAACCUGUUAGAGCAUAUCUAUCUUUUAAGUACCAUUUGCUUGCUCAACGGUUGAUUUUUCUUUUUUUAAACCUUUGGUGAUUAAGAAUAUCAAGAAGAAACUUUCAUUUUAAGGAUACAGUGUUCUGGUUUGCUUCUGAUGCAGAAGAAAUACUGCAGUGCUUGCUCUACAGAAUGAAAUAAGUUGAAGAAGAGACAAAGCUGUGUUACAGAGAGGAAAGGUUUCUCAGGAUCCAGGAACACAGAUUUGGUGCAUGUUGCCUUAUUUGCGCUGAUUGAUACCGUAUUAACUGUUGUGUUACCGCUGUGCAUGUCUGUGCCAGGUGCCUGAGGAAGCAUGUGUAUGUCUGUAUGUACUGAGCCAGAAAUGUAAACAUCUUAAUUUGCUGUGAUUUGCUUGUUAAAAGUGAACCUUGUGAUGAAAACUGUUGCAGUUAUUUAGAACAAUACUCUGAGCUACUGAAAGCUCCUAAUUUCAGUGUGAAAGGGAUUUGGAGAUCUGGGAUCUGCCUUUAUAUAACACUGCAAAUGGCGUAUGAUUUGUAAAAAGAAACUUCAGAAUUUUGUCAUCAUACUCAUCCGUGUGGCUCUGGUUUGAAAAGGAAACUACCCUUUCCAGCCCAGGAAAUGGCUUUUCUUGUUCGCUGUUAUGCCAAUUGUCUUCAGCCAUGGGCCUCCAAACUUCCAGCCGAUCUUACCAAGAUGCACAUCACAGACAACCCUCAUCCACAGGUGACUCACGUGUCUUCUAGUCAGUCUGGUUGUAGUAUCGCCAGUGACUCUGGGAGCAGCAGUUUAUCUGAUAUCUACCAGGCUACAGAAAGUGAGGUAGGAGAUGUAGAUUUAACACGUCUUCCAGAAGGACCUGUUGAUUCUGAAGAUGAGGAAGAGGAAGAUGAAGAGAUUGAUCGAACAGAUCCACUACAGGGGCGAGAUCUUGUUCGAGAAUGUCUUGAGAAAGAACCUGCAGACAAAACUGAUGAUGACAUUGAACAGUUACUGGAGUUUAUGCACCAGCUCCCUGCUUUUGCAAACAUGACCAUGUCUGUAAGGAGAGAACUCUGCUCAGUAAUGAUUUUUGAAGUGGUAGAGCAGGCCGGAGCUGUUAUUCUGGAAGAUGGGCAAGAGCUUGACUCAUGGUAUGUUAUUUUAAACGGCACUGUAGAAAUCACUCAUCCAGAUGGAAAAGUUGAAAAUCUCUUUAUGGGAAAUAGUUUUGGAAUUACUCCCACUCUGGAUAAGCAGUAUAUGCAUGGAGUUGUUAGGACUAAAGUAGAUGAUUGUCAGUUUGUCUGCAUAGCCCAGCAGGAUUAUUGGAGAAUUUUAAAUCAUGUGGAGAAAAACACCCAUAAAGUUGAGGAAGAGGGAGAAAUUGUUAUGGUGCAUGAACACCGUGAACUAGAUCGGAGCGGAACCAGGAAAGGACACAUUGUAAUCAAGGCAACACCUGAACGUCUCAUCAUGCAUUUAAUAGAAGAGCAUUCCAUCGUGGACCCAACUUAUAUAGAAGAUUUCCUACUAACUUAUAGAACAUUUCUUCAGAGUCCUUUGGAUGUUGGGAUCAAACUGUUGGAAUGGUUUAAAAUUGACAGCUUAAGGGAUAAGGUAACACGGAUUGUGUUAUUAUGGGUAAACAAUCACUUUAAUGAUUUUGAAGGUGAUCCUGCUAUGACUCGAUUUCUGGAGGAAUUUGAAAAAAAUCUGGAAGAUACAAAAAUGAAUGGUCAUCUCCGGUUAUUGAAUAUUGCCUGUGCUGCAAAGGCCAAGUGGAGGCAGGUUGUGCUGCAAAAGGCUUCCCGGGAGUCCCCUCUGCAUUUCAGCCUUAAUGGAGGAAGUGAGAAGGGAUUUGGUAUUUUUGUUGAAGGAGUAGAACCCAGUAGCAAAGCUGCUGAUGCGGGACUGAAACGUGGUGAUCAGAUAAUGGAAGUAAAUGGACAAAACUUUGAGAACAUUACAUUUGCGAAGGCCGUUGAAAUUUUAAGGAAUAAUACUCACCUUGCACUUACUGUGAAGACCAACAUUUUUGUGUUCAAAGAGUUACUUAGUAGGACUGAACAAGAAAAAUAUGGAGUUCCUCAUAUUCCUAAAAUUGCUGAAAAAAAAAGUAAUCGCCAUUCAAUCCAGGAUGUACCAGGAGAUAUCGAACAGACAUCACAGGAGAAAGGAAAUAAGAAAAUAAAAGCAAAUACUGUUUCAGGUGGAAGAAACAAAAUCAGGAAAAUUUUGGAUAAAACUCGGUUUAGUAUCCUGCCUCCAAAACUGUUCAGUGAUGGAGGCCUGAGCCAGUCGCAAGAUGACAGCAUUGUGGGAACAAGACACUGCAGGCACAGUCUGGCUAUAAUGCCUAUUCCUGGAACACUCUCUUCCAGCAGCCCUGAUCUCCUGCAGCCUACCACCAGCAUGUUGGAUUUUUCUAAUCCUUCAGAUAUUCCUGAUCAAGUUAUAAGAGUUUUCAAAGCAGAUCAACAAAGUUGCUACAUUAUCAUCAGUAAAGACACUACAGCUAAAGAAGUUGUUUGUCAUGCUGUUCAUGAAUUUGGUUUGACUGGUGCGUCUGACACAUACUCUCUCUGUGAAGUUUCUGUUACUCCUGAGGGUGUCAUAAAACAGAGAAGACUUCCGGACCAGUUCUCCAAAUUAGCUGAUAGAAUUCAGCUCAAUGGAAGGUAUUAUUUAAAAAAUAACAUGGAAACAGAAACUUUAUGUUCAGAUGAAGAUGCCCAAGAACUAGUUAAGGAAAGCCAACUGUCCAUGCUGCAGCUCAGUACCAUUGAGGUGGCCACUCAGCUAUCAAUGAGGGACUUUGAUUUGUUUCGUAAUAUUGAGCCUACUGAAUACAUCGAUGACCUUUUUAAGUUAGAUUCCAAAACAGGAAAUACUCACUUGAAAGAGUUUGAGGACAUUGUUAACCAGGAGACAUUCUGGGUUGCUUCAGAGAUUUUAACUGAACCAAAUCAGCUCAAACGAAUGAAGAUUAUUAAGCAUUUUAUUAAAAUUGCACUUCAUUGUAGAGAAUGUAAGAACUUCAAUUCCAUGUUUGCAAUAAUAAGUGGCUUGAACCUGGCAUCUGUAGCACGACUCAGAGGUACUUGGGAAAAAUUACCAAGCAAGUAUGAGAAACACCUCCAGGAUCUACAAGACCUUUUUGAUCCAUCUAGAAACAUGGCAAAAUAUAGAAAUAUUCUUAGUAGUCAAAGCAUGCAGCCUCCAAUUAUUCCACUCUUCCCUGUUGUCAAGAAAGAUAUGACAUUUCUACAUGAAGGGAAUGACUCCAAAGUAGAUGGUUUAGUGAAUUUUGAGAAGCUAAGAAUGAUUGCCAAGGAAAUCCGUCAAGUUGUUCGAAUGACUUCUGCUAACAUGGACCCAGCUAUGAUGUUUCGACAGAGGAAGAAGAGGUGGCGGAGUCUGGGGUCAUUGAGUCAAGGCAGCACAAACUCUAACAUGCUAGAUGUUCAAGGAGGUGCUCACAAGAAAAGGGCACGCCGCAGCUCUCUGCUCAACGCCAAGAAGCUAUACGAGGAUGCCCAAAUGGCAAGAAAAGUGAAGCAGUAUCUUUCCAGUCUGGAUGUAGACACAGAUGAGGAAAAGUUUCAGAUGAUGUCAUUGCAGUGGGAGCCUGCCUAUGGUACCUUGACUAAGAAUUUCAAUGAGAAAAGAUCGGCCAAGUCAUCAGAAAUGUCUCCAGUGCCUAUGAGAUCAGCGGGCCAAACAGCUAAAGCACAUUUGCAUCAGCCUCACAGAGUGAGCCAGGCACUCCAAGUGCCAGCUGUUAAUUUGCACCCCAUCAGGAAGAAGGGACAAGCAAAAGACCCCGCCACAUUAUGUACAAAUUUACCUCAGAAAGUUUUAGGGACAACUGAAGAAAUAAUUGGUAAGAAACAUCCAGAAGAUACAAUCUCUGUGGCAUCAUCCUUACAUUCUAGUCCUCCUGCAUCUCCUCAAGGCUCUCCUCGCAAAGGUUGUACACUUAUGCCAUCAACUAAAUCUGACAACUUGUCUGACUCCAGCCAUAGCGAAAUUUCUUCACGAUCCAGCAUCGUGAGCAAUUGUUCUGUUGACUCCAUGUCGACAGCUCUACAGGAUGAACGGUGUUCUUCACAUGCUAUGGCGGUCCCUGAAUCCACUGGACCAUUGGAAAAAACAGAACACUCCUCAGGAAUAGGAGACCAUAGUCAGCUGGGCCCUGGGUGGACACUGUCAAAACCAUCUCUAGUCAAGAGUUUAGCUGUGUCAUCUUCUAUGAGUAAUGAAGAGAUUUCUCAUGAACAUAUCAUUUUAGAAGCAGCCGAUAGUGGUCGUGGAAGCUGGACUUCCUGUUCAAGCAGCUCCCAUGACAACUUCCAAAGCCUUCCAAACCCAAAAGGCUGGGAUUUUUUGAACUCUUACCGACAGACCCAUUUGGAUGGCCCCAUUGUUGAAGUUGAACCCCCUGACUGUGAGCCCUAUUCCUGUCCUAAAGGCUGCUCCCGAACUUGUGGUCAAUGUAAAGGAAGCCUAGAGACUAAUCAGAUGAGACAGAGUUGGGCCUCCUCCAGUUCUCUGUCUGACACAUAUGAACCAAACUAUGGGACAGUUAAAAGGAGAGUGUUAGAGAGCACCCCACUUGAGUCCUCUGAAGGCUUGGACCCCAAGGAUGGCACUGACCCAGUUUAUAAAACUGUUACUUCAAGUACAGAAAAGGGCUUGAUUGUGUACUGUGUCACCUCACCCAAGAAGGAGGAUAGGUAUAGGGAGCCACCUCCCACUCCUCCAGGAUACAUGGGCAUUUCUUUAGCGGACCUAAAGGAAGGACCCCACCUACACCUAAGACCUCCAGAUUAUAGUGUGGCAGUGCAGAGGUCAAAGAUGAUGCAUAGCAGCCUCUCUAGACUUCCACCAGCUUCUCUCGGUAGCAGCCCCGUGGCCUGUGUUCCAUCGAAGAUUGUAACUCAGCCUCAGAGGCAUAUUUUGCAACCAUCCCAUCCUAAACUAGCAGAUGUGACUGACGCAGAUAGCGAAACAGAUGAAAAUGAACAGGUCUCAGCAGUCUAGACUUUGGAGCACCCGUUUGAAGUUUACUGAAAGUCGUCGGGGAAGGAGUGGGUAGAACCAUGUCAUGAUUCUGCAGGCCAUUGCCAACAAAAAGCUUGCUGCUGCUGCUAAUCCAGAGGUUUCAUUCCCCAUACCCUGAGCAAUGAAAUAGCCCUGAGUUAUGCUUCCUUUUAUUUAAUCCUUGUAGAUGCAUAGUUUCUUCAGCUAUGGAUAUUGUGCCUGGAAACCAGUCUUCACUUCACACACCAGACCUGCCUUGGGACCACAGUUACUAGAACAGAUUCAAACUCAGAGUCCUCCCUGUGUAUAUCAGAUUUUUCUUGAAGAAGUUAUUUUUAAGAGAGUAGUGGUAGUAUUUCCAAGCCAUAGCUUGGGUUAAUGGACAAAUUGAAAAUGUCUGCCAAUACCAAGGAUACUCUUGUGUAUUUGAAAAGUAACUUAUUAUUUCAAGUUUUGUGGUUUUCUUUGUAUUGGGGAGCUACCAUUAGUGGAUGUUUAUGUUUUAGGCCAUAAAACUGUCUCUGGUCUGAACAAACUGAAGUCAUCUUUACAGGAUGAUAUGCUUAAUGUAUACAGAGAUGAACUUGAUCUGUUGCACCAGUGCAAGGUAGGGUCUCCGUUUGAGUGGGGAAGGAAGCCGUAUUUGUUUGAGGUGUUAGGAGGGAAGAUACUGCCAUCUGCUGAUUUGGAAGGCCAUAUGAAGAUGAAGCUGCCACAGGGUUUCUUAUCAGUCCUUUGGGAAAGGGAGGCUAUAAUUAGGUCGGUAGCCACCCUCAUCUCUAAAGAAUGAAGUUUUCCUUAAACAUGUAUACCAACCCUUUUUGAAGUGAAUGUCGUGCUGCAUCUACCUAAAAGUAUAAAUCCAGUAAGUAGGGAAUGGGUUCUAGAGAGUUCUGCAGAAACCCAAAACAAAAAUUUUUAAAUGCUCAAAUAAUGGAGUUCUUUUUUUAAGAAGGAAGUGCAAUCAUUGGUGUGUAAUCAUGGAGAUGAAUUAAGCUUUAUGUAAUGUUCUGCAACAUCCCCUCCACUCAAUCUCACAGCAUGAGGCUGUGUUCAUAAACCUUGCGGCCCCCACCUGCCUGCAACACAGCUCAUUAGUGUACCAAGGUAUUAAUUGGUUGAAAAUUUUAGUGGGGGACAGAGGAGCUAGAAUUAUGGGAAUGAUUCUCUCUUGGCUCUCAGUUUAAGCCCUUGAGAGGAAAGAGAUCUAUGUUUUAACAGUCUGUUGGGCAUGGCGCUCCUUAAUUGUUUAGUUAAAAUUUCCGUGACUGUUUACUGGGCGACCUAGACCUUACACAUUUUUACAAAUUAAAUACGGUGUUUUCUAUAUCUUAAGUUUAAAUUUAAUCAUGUUUUAAAAAUGUAAAUGCAGGUGAGAGCUUAAUUAACUUCUGUGACUACCAAAAAAAGAAAAAAAAAAAAAAAAAAGCCAAAGCCAUUCAUGUGCACUACCCAGAUCAACUUGGAGCCAAAAUGGGUUUACUUCUGAGUACUAGUUGUCUAUAUGUGAAUUUAUAGGAUUUAGCUGGUUUGUGAUUUCCUUUUCAAGACUGUGUUUCCUCUUUUUUUCCUAGCUGUCUCUUCUCUAUCUCCUUCCCUGCACUCCCCCACCCCAACCCUUGGUUUUUUGUUGUUGUUGUUGUUGUUGUUGUUGUUAAGUAGGCUUCAUGCCUUAGUGGAAUUUGAACUGUUGACCCUGAGGUUAAGAGUCACAUGCUCUACUGACUGAGCCAGUUAGGGACCUCUCCCACCCCAGUCCCCUUCGUUUUAAAAUCAUGAAUCAUUUCCAAGUGGUAAGUGGCAGUGGUCUAUCUUUUCUGCCAAAAUGAUUGUCUCUUCAUUUUAGGAAAAAUAGCCUAUCUGAAAACUUCCUUUGGGCCAAAAACAAAACAAAAAAAUGUCAAUCUGAAACUUAAAGCCUUAAAAACCUGCCCACCACCCCACCCCACCAGGUAUGUCAGAAUGAGGCUAAUUGGCUCUCUAGCUUUCUUGGUCUGUUGAAAUGGAAAAUGGCCUGGAUCAAAAAUCCUGGUUUAAAAGUCACACUGUAGUGAUUUAACCUAUAAAUACUGGUCCUUUGAUUACAAAAAAUGUUCCUUCACUGAUUUACACAGUAUUGUUUUCAUGUCCAGAGCCAAACAAAGAAAGAUACUUUUGUUAGUCAUUUUUUUUUGUCAAGUUUGAGUAUUUAUUCUAUUUUAUAUCCAUUUCCCCAGAAAAAAAAUGUGCUGUUUGUAAAAUAUCUGUUCAUUUGCAGGUGUUUGAAAUCAUAUGGGAGCCUUACCUGUCUUUGUCCUUAAUGGUGUCAAUAAUAUCUUGCACAGAGAGUCAGAGGCUGUGCUUUGGGACUGCACCUUGUAGCUGACUUUGUCUGUCUGGCUCCAGCUGUGAGUGUUUGAGUCAGCCAAUCACAGUGAUCAGGAACUAAAGCCAAAUGCUUUGUAUGUGGUAUGUGUGUAUCUCCUAAGAACUCAUGGAGUUUGGAUUUUUACAUUUUAAUUUUAAUUUAGGGAACACUUCUGCCUUCUCUUAGUUUGUUACAUGACUAGAACAAGAGAAGCCUUAACCUGUAUUUCCUCCAGUUCUCAAUCCCCAUUUGUUUUUGUUUUUAUUUUAAAAUUUUAAUGAGACUAGUGCCCUCAUCCCACCUCAACUCUAAAUCUGUCGGGACUUAAUGAAGUAGUAAAUCCUCAGUGCAAAGUUUCUACCAAAUAAGUUUCAACAAAACAGUUUCUUCAUAAUGAAAGAUUUGAACAAUGAAUCAAUCCAGUAUAUACUUCCAUAAAAGUUUAUCUUAAGUCGUAGAUUCUUAUUUCCUCCAAAUGAUUACUAUGAAUCUGAUCUUUGGGGAGAAAAAGACUUAACUGUUUUUUCAUGAGGGUGAUAAGUCACACUGUCGUCAUCUGUAUAGCCUCCUUGAGAAUCUCCCAGGCCGGGAAAUGAGGCAGUAAUCAUGAGGAUUCCCAAGAACAAACCUAAUUUUUAUAAAGUGUUCUCUUCUCUAUAAAAAGAAGGAGAGAAAGAGUUUCUUUGUAUAUUUAAAACAAUUACUGUUAUUCUGAUACAUUUUAAGUUUCUAAAAAAUGUGAUAUUAAAGUAGAUGUAUCCCGUUAGCAGUACCUUAAAGGCCAGAAAAAAGGGAUAAAUCUUCAAAAAAGUGUCACAGUACAUUUUCAAAUUUAAACUUGAACUCCAGUUCAUCUUCAGCUUUUGUUGUGCUUUUUUAAGGCUUCUUUAUUUUUGAUACACAGAAUGCAGUUGUACUUGACCUUUUGAAAUAGAAACAUGUGAGCUUAUCAGAAAAAGACAAAACAAAACUGCACAGUUGUAAUCGAAUGCAAUUAUACUGCACAAUUCAGUGAUUGUAAAGUAUCCUGUAAUGAGCAAUGUUUGUCUCCUAUUUUUUGAUACCUCUUAAACUUAUGUCUUUUAGAAAGACAGUGCCUCUGUAUGCUUUUUGUAUUUUUACUGAGUGUAAAUAUUUGUUAUAUUUUUGGUUAAGAGAAUGUAAAAGUACUGUUUAUUAUUAUCAUAUCUACUAAUACAUUGGUGGAAUCAAUAAAGAAUCUACAUUAACCUUC
Acinonyx jubatus (cheetah) is the source of this 13422-nucleotide messenger RNA. It is a transcript of the gene RAPGEF6, whose product is annotated as Rap guanine nucleotide exchange factor 6. Lineage: Eukaryota; Metazoa; Chordata; Mammalia; Carnivora; Felidae. Gene Ontology annotation, biological process: positive regulation of ERK1 and ERK2 cascade; small GTPase-mediated signal transduction. The coding region runs from base 5438 to 9841 and encodes 1467 amino acids. The record is from RefSeq and is a predicted model, not a curated record. Gene Ontology annotation, molecular function: protein binding; guanyl-nucleotide exchange factor activity. The transcript is spliced from 24 exons.